Messenger RNA from Colletotrichum higginsianum IMI 349063, 1446 nucleotides. RefSeq names its product C6 zinc finger domain-containing protein. Bases 1 to 1446 code for a protein of 481 amino acids. NCBI's taxonomy places the organism in Eukaryota, Fungi, Ascomycota, Sordariomycetes, Glomerellales, Glomerellaceae. Gene Ontology annotation, biological process: positive regulation of transcription by RNA polymerase II. Gene Ontology annotation, molecular function: DNA-binding transcription factor activity; transcription cis-regulatory region binding. Gene Ontology annotation, cellular component: nucleus. The record is from RefSeq and is a predicted model, not a curated record. The transcript has a single exon.
AUGGUUGGUCGUUCUACACCCCCAGUUCCCUGGUCGACACCCCGCCCCGAAACGCCGCUCUCGCCUGUCUUGCAAGACAAGUCGUCGAUACUGGUGGAAUACUACUUCAAGGAGGUUUGCGGCAUGAUGUCCUGCUACGACAGCAAGUUAAACCCCUACAGGACGACUAUUUCGAACCUCUGGGGCAGCUCGCCCUCCCUGUACUAUGUUACCCAGAGCAUGGCAGCAGCCUGUCUUUCCGAGGUGUCACCAGGCUUCGCCGCAGUGAGCGGUCGCCUUCGGGACCAAGCGGUCGGCUCUUUGUGGAAUGAGAGUCGGGUCGGCCCAACGGAAACAUCGUCUCUGUUGGCUUUGGUCAUGCUCGGUUUCAGUCUCUGCUGGCACGAUCCCAGUAGACUCGGCCAGUCCGAGUUCGAGCUUCUGGCCGAGACGGUUGCUCAUCUCGAAACGUCGAGCAACAGCUUGACACCGGUCGACAAGCAGAAGAGGCUCUUCUUCCAUAACUCUCUCGUCUAUUGGAAGAUGCUGCUGUCAUUCGUCACUGAUGAUGACUUGCCUUCCCUGAGCACCGCUUACGUCGUUCAACCACGGCCACCAUUUGAGACAAUCCAGAGGAGUUCAAGGAUGCCGCAUCCGCAGACAGGUAUUGGCGUUGAGAUCCAGGAACUCGUCGCUCAAGUUGGCUCUCUGGUCAGAAAGGAGCGCAGACGGAUUCGGAAACGCCACCAUUCAUCGAGACAUGACAUUGAGCAGUCCAUCAACGCUAUUCGAAGCGCGGAACAGCUCCAGGCCAGACUGUGCGAAAUAGAGCUCCCGAGGGAAGUAACAGUAAUCGACUCGGGCGAUGACAUGACAUCUACGGGCCAUCUCUUGAAGGCAGCCGAGGCAUACAGAUGUACUGGGCUACUUCAACUCUAUCGGAACUUUCCCGAUCUCGUCUUGCAUGGCACGUCGCCCGUAAAUCCCACGAGCCCUUCAACCUGGUUAGACACGACUGGAGACGCCGAUCUCAACUCACCUGAAGAUUCUCGAGUAGCCCUGGAUACAUGGCUAACCAGUCUCGCCCUCCACGUGCUCGAUCUUGUGGAGGAGAUUCCGAUUUCCUCACGGUCGAGGUCUAUCCAGCCACUUCUCCUCGUCAGCAUCUGCAGUGAACUCUCACUCAGUCGUACCUUUGCGUCGACGCCGUCCAGGAGAGAAUGCUCCGUGGUUAGCAUUCUCUCCAGUCCGAGGAUGAAGCAAUCACCGACAUUCACCGACGUCCUCCACGCGAGACGACUCAUAAUAUCAAGGUUGUCGUCAUUCGAGGGUAUUUUAGCUGCUAAGCCAAUACGACAAAUGCUGAAGCUCGUGAAGGAGACUUGGGCCUGUAUGGACGAUCAGCAAGCUGAUGUAUACUGGAUUGAUGUUAUGAUGGAAAAGGGAUAUGAAACGUUGAUGGGCUGA